This is a messenger RNA of Ogataea parapolymorpha DL-1, 1029 nucleotides long. Its product is annotated as Zinc finger CCCH domain-containing protein 3. Gene Ontology annotation, cellular component: nucleus. NCBI's taxonomy places the organism in Eukaryota, Fungi, Ascomycota, Pichiomycetes, Pichiales, Pichiaceae. The transcript has a single exon. Gene Ontology annotation, molecular function: metal ion binding. The record is from RefSeq and is a predicted model, not a curated record. Bases 1 to 1029 code for a protein of 342 amino acids.
AUGUCUGAAUCUCAAAAGCUAGAAGAACGCUUGCGACUACUGGAAAAUGACCUCAGGCUCCAGAAAUCAAAACUCGUCGAGAAGCUUGCCCGCAAACAUGUCCAGAAGGCACCAAAAACAGCAGCAAAAAGAACGGCAAACGUACUGAAACACGAUCCCGACUUUGCCAUCAAGGUUAGAGCACUCAAACAGGCCGCCAAGCUUAAAAAACGCCUCUACAAACACAUCUACGCUAACCAGGUCAAAUUCCCCUACAAAAACCGCAUCCGCAUCAACAACCUCGAAUUUGUCUCCACAAACAAGGGAGCCACAUUGGCCCUCGUAUCCUCUAAAUUUUUAGACUCAAAUAAACAGCUUACAUCGCUCGAUGAUUUGAAAACAACACUCACAUACAAUGGCCACAGAUAUAUCAAGACGCUGGACGGGGAUUACAUCAUGCAAAAUCCGCAGUUCUCUGACGAAAAACAGUUUUGUAUGUACUACACUCGCAGCGGAACAUGCUCUAACAAAAACUGUCCCUUUGUCCACUCGCCUACACACGUCGCAUUGUGUCCAAACGUGAUCCAAAAUAAAGAUCGCACUUGCAAAAAACCUAACUGCCAAUAUUCCCACACGCCGUCGCAGUACAACGCCCCAUCUUGCAAGUUCUUCCAGUCGCACAAUUGCACCAACGAAAAUUGCGUCUUCUCUCAUAAAUCGGAGAAUAAAGACUCCAGAAUAUGUAGAGAAUUUGCUGUGAACGGCUACUGCGACAGGGGACGAGCUUGUGAGCUGGCACACUACUUCGAAUGCCCGGACCUCCAGGAGCUGGGCUUUUGUCCACGAGGCAGCUCGUGCAAACUGGCCCACAAAACCAAGGUACAACCAACGAAUCAUAAAGCCAUUAGAAACAUAGAUAAUGAUAACGUGACACAGAAGGAUCAUCCAUUGCUAGCAGCCAUACAGGAUAGCAGCUCCGAAGAGUCGGAUAUCGAACAAACCCAAACGUCAGACCUCGACAUGAAUCACGAUUAUGUACAAAUUGCGUAA